This is a messenger RNA of Prionailurus viverrinus (fishing cat), 1125 nucleotides long. RefSeq names its product basic helix-loop-helix family member e22 (gene BHLHE22). The record is from RefSeq and is a predicted model, not a curated record. The transcript has a single exon. NCBI's taxonomy places the organism in Eukaryota, Metazoa, Chordata, Mammalia, Carnivora, Felidae. The coding region runs from base 1 to 1125 and encodes 374 amino acids. Gene Ontology annotation, molecular function: protein dimerization activity.
AUGGAGCGCGGGCUGCACCUCGGCGCAGCCGCCUCGGGCGAAGACGACCUCUUUCUGCACAAGAGCCUGAGCGCCUCCACCGCAAAGCGCUUGGAGGCGGCUUUCCGCUCCACGCCCCCGGGCAUGGACCUGUCCCUGGCGCCGCCGCCCCGGGAGCGCCCGGCGUCGUCCUCCUCCUCGCCCCUGGGCUGCUUCGAGCCGGCUGACCCCGAGGGGGCAGGGCUGCUGCUGCCACCGCCUGGGGGAGGCGGCGGCGGCGCGGGAGGCGGCGGCGGCGGCGGCGGCGGGGUGGGCGUCCCCGGGCUGCUCGUGGGCUCUGCCGGCGUUGGGGGCGACCCUAGCCUGAGCAGUCUGCCGGCCGGGGCCGCCCUGUGCCUCAAAUACGGCGAGAGUGCGAGCCGCGGCUCGGUGGCCGAGAGCAGCGGCGGCGAGCAGAGCCCCGACGACGACAGCGACGGCCGCUGCGAGCUGGUGCUGCGGGCCGGAGGCGCCGACCCGCGGGCCUCCCCGGGCGCGGGAGGCGGCGGCGCCAAGGCGGCCGAGGGCUGCUCCAACGCCCACCUCCACGGCGGCGCCAGCGCCCCCUCGGGGGGCCCCGGCGGCGGCGGCGGCGGCAGCGGCGGGGGUAGCAGCGGCGGCGGCGGCGGCAGCGGCGGCAGCGGCGGCGGCAGCAGCAGCAGCAAGAAAUCCAAAGAGCAAAAGGCGCUGCGGCUCAACAUCAACGCCCGGGAGCGCCGGCGGAUGCACGACCUGAACGACGCGCUGGACGAGCUGCGCGCGGUCAUCCCCUACGCGCACAGCCCCUCGGUGCGGAAGCUCUCCAAGAUCGCCACGCUGCUGCUCGCCAAGAACUACAUCCUCAUGCAGGCGCAGGCCCUGGAGGAGAUGCGGCGCCUCGUCGCCUACCUCAACCAGGGCCAGGCCAUCUCGGCCGCCUCGCUGCCCAGCUCCGCGGCGGCGGCGGCGGCUGCCGCUGCCCUGCACCCGGCGCUCGGCGCCUACGAGCAGGCUGCCGGCUACCCGUUCAGCGCCGGGUUGCCCCCGGCCGCCUCCUGUCCGGAGAAGUGCGCCCUGUUUAACAGCGUCUCCUCCAGCCUCUGCAAACAGUGCACGGAGAAGCCUUAA